CCCAGAGGGAGGUAGCCAGGCUCCUCGGAAUUUCCCUUGGAAAGGAACGUCCGUCAGGAUCAGGCUGACAGCAUCAGGAGCUGGGAGUGGGAUGGGCACAGUGAGAAGGGACUUUGGUGGGUAGUUUGCCAGGUGCCCAUCAGAUUCCACACUGGGGGAAGCCCAGGUGACCCGGCAGGAGCUCUUUCUCUAAGGACAACGAAGGGCUGACUCAGGAUCUCCAGGCUCAAGCGUAAUGGAAAUGACAGGACAAUCUUUCUCUAGAUACUUUGUUGCCAUGCUCCUCCUGCAGAUGAUAACACCAAGUUCAGAGAAGUUCACAGUGAAUGGCAUAGAGGGGCCAAUCUUGGCUCCACUGGGUGGGAAAGUGGAGCUCAGUUGCCAGCUGUCCCCACCACAGAGUGCAGAACACAUGGAGAUACGCUGGUUCCGGAACCACUACAAAAAACCUGUUCACCUGUACAAAGAUGGUAAAGACUUGUAUGGAGAAACCAUCUCUAAUUAUGUGGAGCGGACAGAGCUCCUCACAGACACCAUUGGAGAGGGUAAGGUGACCCUCAGAAUCUUUAGGGUGAAUGCUGAUGAUGAUGGGAUGUACCACUGUUUCUUCAAAGAUGGUGAUUUCUAUGAGGAGGCCAUCACAGAGGUAAAGGUCACAGCUACAAGCCUAGAAACGCAGAUUCUGGUGCAUCCUCCUAAUACCAAAGGUCUUUUAGUGGAGUGCAUUUCAGGAGGUUGGUUCCCACAGCCUCAAAUGGAAUGGAGAGACAGCAGAGAAAAUAUCAUCCCACCUUCCUCAAAAUCCCAUUCACAGGAUACAGACAAAUUGUUCAACAUGAAGAUGACCCUUCUAUUACAGAGCACCCAUGGGAAUAUCACCUGCUACCUUCGAAACCCUGUAACUGGUCAAGAGGAGAAGACAAACAUUGUCCUAUCAAAUAAACUGUUUCUAUGGAAUACAGUUUUGAAGUUGAUUCUGGGCUUAAUUCUGGCUCUACUGCUGACUUCUACCAUGGUCUCCAGGGUUGCUCUACAUCGUAGAUUGCAAAGAGCACAGAUAAGAGUGGCCAGAAACAGCUCACAAUCUCCACGACGUUCAAGAACCUGUACUGAAUACUGUCUUCCUGUUACCCGACACGCAGAUUGCUCCUGCAAUGCAGUACCUCCUUGGUUAGUGGGCAUACUAAUAGUCUCAACUUCAUUCAUUAUGAUUGUCUCCCUCAUUUGCUAUUUGCAUUACAAAAAAAGAGUCCCUGUUUCAGAUCCACAUUUCGAGAUGGAUGUCAUGUGGCUGGAGGAUAUGACUGUGAUCCUGUGUGUUUUGACGGUCUUCAUCACCAUGAUCAUUUCCUCUGCUUACUUCAGAUUCAGAGGUUUCCUACAAAAUUAAGGGACUAAGCAAGCACCGAAUGUUUCAUCUGGGACAAUGGAUAGACUACGGAGGAUCAAUAGGCGAAGAUCUCCAAGAAAAGUAGCUAAGCCCUCACAAUUUAAUUUUUCCCUUGCAAUUUUAUAUAAAGCCAAAUAAUUGCCAUGUGUAGAGCAAAUAAAAUGUUUGUUCACUCAAA
Messenger RNA from Cervus elaphus (red deer), 1568 nucleotides. RefSeq names its product putative selection and upkeep of intraepithelial T-cells protein 1 homolog. Gene Ontology annotation, cellular component: external side of plasma membrane. Gene Ontology annotation, biological process: T cell receptor signaling pathway; regulation of cytokine production. The transcript has 9 exons. The coding region runs from base 236 to 1390 and encodes 384 amino acids. Lineage: Eukaryota; Metazoa; Chordata; Mammalia; Artiodactyla; Cervidae. Gene Ontology annotation, molecular function: signaling receptor binding. The record is from RefSeq and is a predicted model, not a curated record.